CUUGGGUCCAGCGGCAGAACCUCCUUGCAAGUCCGCUGUAGUUCAUACCUGCCGUUCAGUGCCCUAGCGACUGGAGCACGGGAAAAAGUUACCCUUGGCACGCUGCGUGCAUUGCACAAGAAGGAGGAGCCGAUCGUUGCCCUCACAGCAUACGACUUUCCUGGAGCACUAAUCGCUGACCAAGCCGGCAUGGAUAUUGUGCUGGUGGGAGAUAGCCUGAGCAUGGUUUCUCUGGGGAUGGAUGAUACCACUGAAAUAACAAUGGAGGAGAUUCUAUUCCACUGUAAAUCUGUUGCAAGGGCUGUAAAGUCUGCAUUCACCAUCGGUGACCUCCCAAUGGGAAGUUACGAGAUUUCUCCAGAGCAAGCUCUUGCAUCUGCCAUCCGCGUUGUUAAAAUGGGCGGCUUGCAGGGUAUAAAGCUCGAGGGUGGCAAGGAAAUGGCCGACACAAUUCGCAAGAUCACUACGGCUGGGAUACCCGUCCUGGGCCACAUCGGCCUCACGCCUCAGCGAAAAAAUGCUCUCGGUGGCUUUCGUAUUCAAGGAAGGACACCGGAAGGGGCUACGAGUAUCCUUGAUGAUGCACUGGCGGUGCAGGGCGCCGGCUGCUUCGCAACUGUUAUUGAAGCAGUCCCAUCCGAGGUUGCAGCACUCAUCACUGAAAGGCUAUUAAUACCCACCAUUGGAAUUGGGAGUGGUAAUAGAUGCUCUGGCCAGGUUCUUGUCCAAAGCGAUAUUUCUGGCAAUUUCCCUCCGGGCCACUUUCUUCCGAAAUUUGUGAAGAAAUAUGGCGAUGUUUGGGCUGAGUCUAUGAGUGCUAUCAAAACGUAUAGAGACGAAGUCAAAUGCCGCACCUAUCCCGCGGAAGAACACAUGUAUCCCAUCAAGAGGGAGGAAUUAGACAAGUUUGUGCAAGGACUUGAGAAUCAGUGA
Clonostachys solani is the source of this 933-nucleotide messenger RNA. Lineage: Eukaryota; Fungi; Ascomycota; Sordariomycetes; Hypocreales; Bionectriaceae. The record is from the annotation of a GenBank genome assembly.